Molecule: messenger RNA, 1764 nt
Organism: Halichondria panicea
Lineage: Eukaryota; Metazoa; Porifera; Demospongiae; Suberitida; Halichondriidae
Product: calcium/calmodulin-dependent protein kinase type II-like
Exons: 13
Coding region: 163-1608 (481 amino acids)
Biological process (GO): protein phosphorylation
Molecular function (GO): calmodulin binding; ATP binding; calcium/calmodulin-dependent protein kinase activity
Source: RefSeq, a predicted model, not a curated record
AGUUCGGAAUGUGGAUGACACGCGGAUAUCGUACCUCCUCGACCUCUGUGCCUGUUCGUUCAGUGGGAAAGAGCUGGACUCGACUGUGACUGUACUGCACUGCACUGGUGUUAGCUGUUUUUUGUUGUUGUUUGAGAUCAGAGACGUUGACUACUUGCAAUCAUGAGUGAAGUAGACAGUAAACCGUUUUCCUCCAAAUAUGACAUCAAAGAAGAGCUUGGAAAAGGUGCAUUCAGUAUUGUCAAGAAAGCGGUACAGAAAGACACAAAAGAUGAGUUUGCUGUCAAGAUCAUCAACACACGGAAACUAACCUCACGAGACGUGCAGAAGCUGGAGAGAGAGGUCAGAGUCUGCCGGCUGCUCAAGCAUGAAAACAUUGUUCAACUGCACCAAGUAUUUCAAGAGCAUGACGUACGCUACAUGGUAUUUGACCUCAUCACCGGGGGGGAACUAUUCGAUGAUAUUGUUGCUAGGGAGUUCUACUCAGAGAAGGACGCCUCUCAUUGCAUCCAGCAGAUCCUGGAGAGUGUCCAAUAUUGCCAUGAGAAUCGUAUCAUACAUCGUGACAUCAAGCCUGAGAACCUCCUGCUGGCUAGUCGUACUCCCGGAGCUAAUGUGAAACUUGCUGACUUUGGACUGGCAGUGGAGGCCAUGGACGCACGUCACUAUUACGGUUUUGCGGGCACACCCGGCUACUUGUCCCCUGAAGUGCUUCGUAAGGAGCCUUACUCGUACCCAGUGGAUACGUGGGCGUGUGGCGUCGUGCUCUACAUCCUAUUGGUCGGUUACCCGCCAUUCUGGGACGACAAUCAGGCCAAGAUGUUUGAGCAAAUCAAAAAGGGCCGUUUUGAUUACCCUGCUCCUGAGUGGGACACAGUGACUUCCUCGGCUAAGGACCUCAUCAACAAGAUGAUGACGGGCGACCAAUUAAAACGCAUCACUGCAAACGAAGCCCUACAACAUCCCUGGAUCAAGAACCGUGACAAGGAAGCGUCCAAGGUUCACCGUCAAGAGACCAUCACUGUCCUCAGGAAGUUCAAUGCUCGCAGGAAACUCAAGGCAGCUGCUCACACUGUCUUCCUGGUCACCAAGAGGUCGUCAACCUUCUUCAGCUCCAGGGCUAACAAGCCGACCACUCCGGCAGAGGUCACAGUACAGGAGGAGGACUCAGGUUCUCACACGGCAGAGGAGAAGGAGAUAGUUCAGGUCACACAACGUCUCAUCAACUCCAUUGCUGACAAAGACUACAAAGAAUACUCGAAGCUGUGUACUGAAGACAUGACGUGCUUUGAACCUGAAGCAUGCGCUCAACUUGUCACUGGGAUGGAGUUUCACAAGUUCUACUUUGACCAUUUGCCUGCGUCCCCCUCUGCCAUACAACAGUCCAUGAUCACACCCAAGGUUCAGAUGUUGGGAGACUCAGGCGCUUAUUGUGCGUACAUCCGCCUCAUCCAAACAGUCAACAAGGAAGGCGUGGCUCACUCAGUGAGUAUUCCAGAGACCAGGAUCUGGCAGAAAUUUGGAGGUGAUUGGAAGUGUGUUCAUUCUCAUCGCUCGGCUGGUGGGGCCAAUCCAGCGAGGUCACCUGACACCCCUAGCGACCAGUAGUUAUCAUGACAACUUGAUAAAGGAUAUUUUAGUAAUGUGUGAUUUUGUUGUGCUUAAUUUUACGUAGUUUCAGUUUUGAAAUAGUUUUUUGUGAUACCGUAUAGCGGGUUAUUUUCGUAUGGUGGAGAUGUUCGUAUUGUGAGCAUCAUAAAAUAA